CAUGAUAAUCAGAAAACGUUACUACCUUUAACUGUAAGGGUUCUAGCAGCUUUGAACUUCUUUGGACACGGCUCAUAUCAGAAAUGUGUAGGUAACAACGUCAACUUGCCCAUGAGUCAGUCAUCCCUUUCGAGAAGUCUGCGAGCUGUAGCAAAACUUAUUGUGAAGGUGAAGGGAGGAGAAAUAAAGUUUCCCAGUUCAAUAGAGGAAGAAACUUUUAUAAAAACGGGAUUUUUUAGAAAAUUUGGAAUAAAAAGCACCAUAGGAGCAAUUGACUGCACAUAUAUUGCUAUCAUUGCUCCACCAUCAAAUAAUGUCGAACGUCCUCUUAAUUUAUAUUUAAAUAGAAAAGCAUUCUACAGUAUCAAUGUUGAAGCAGUUUGCGAUCACCGAUUACGUUUUACAUUUAUAAAUGCUAAAUUUCCGGGUGCAACAUAUGACUCUGGAAUUUGGGCAACUUCUGACCUACGAGAAGAUCUCAUUCGUCAGCAUACUAAUACGUCUGAGCAACAACGGAGAGAAUCUUGGCUUCUUGGCGAUCAAGGUUAUCCUCUAGAACCGUGGCUUUUAACACCAGUGGGAACACCUAAUACCCAUAAAGAGCAAAAAUACAACAAAUUACAUGGUUCUGCAAGAAACUGCAUAGAGAGAGCAUUUGGUGUUUUAAAAUCUCGCUUCAGAUGUUUGUUGAAGCACCGAGUUCUACAUUAUUCAGGCAUUACGUUCAACGAAAUAGAUGACGGGGUUGCAGAAGACUUUGAUUCUCCAAUUAAUGAUUAUAACUCUUCACAGUACGUGCGCGAAGGUGAAAGAACAAGAUCAAGAUAUAUAUCAAUUCUUUAGUUAUAUAUAUACAGAAGCCAAUCCAUAUUCUUAUGUACAUAUAAAAUUUUCUCACAAUUCGA
Messenger RNA from Bactrocera neohumeralis, 905 nucleotides. Its product is annotated as putative nuclease HARBI1. The record is from RefSeq and is a predicted model, not a curated record. Lineage: Eukaryota; Metazoa; Arthropoda; Insecta; Diptera; Tephritidae. The transcript is spliced from 3 exons. Bases 112 to 843 code for a protein of 243 amino acids.